Rotaria sp. Silwood1 is the source of this 1389-nucleotide messenger RNA. The record is from the annotation of a GenBank genome assembly. NCBI's taxonomy places the organism in Eukaryota, Metazoa, Rotifera, Eurotatoria, Philodinida, Philodinidae.
AUGCAUCGUUGGACGCCACCAGUAUCACCAAUUCCAACAACUUCAUGGGAUAAUAAUACCAAAUAUGACAAUCAACAAAUAUGUUUACGUUGGUGUAAAGUUUGUAUAUCUACAUUAACUGUAUUAGUACUACUUAGUUUUUGUAUUAUAUAUCCUGUACAAAAAGAACUAUUUUUUAAACAGAAAUAUCAAAAUAAACAACAAGAACAAUUUAAUCAACAACAACAAUUAUCAUUUGACACAUAUAUUCAAGAUAUAUCAAAUAUACUUUUACAAGAAUCCGAUAAAAAUAAUACUAAUGAAAAAUUUCUUCAUAUACAAACAAAAACAUUAAUGAUAUUAAGAACUUUAGAUAUUAAACGAAAAAAAGAUAUUAUUUUAUUUUUAUAUGAAAGACAUCUUAUUCAAAAUAAUCAAUUAAAUUUAUAUGGAGCUGAUUUAAAUAACGUUGAAUUAAUAUGUCCUCAUGAUUUUCAUUAUUUGCAUUUACCUGGUGUAUUAUGGUCGAAUGGUAAAUUUAUUAAUUGUCAUUUAACAUUUGCUAAUUUAAAUAAUGCAUAUCUUAUUAAUGCUCAAUUUAUUAAUUCAACACUUCAAAAUGCAUCAUUAAUUGAAACAAAACUUGAUAAGAGUUAUUUUAUACAAACAAUAAUUAUGAAUGUUAAUUUUAAUCAAGCUUCACUUAUUCAAGCAGAUUUUCUUCAAGCUGAUGUUGUUCAAGGAAAUAAUUUUACAAAUGCUGAUUUAUAUCAAGCUAAAUUAACUGAUGAUCAAUUAGAAGGAAAAAAAAUUUCAAUUAUAAAACAUGAUUUUUUUCAUGCACGAUUUCCAAAUGGAUCUUUUGGUUUAUUGAAUUCAGAAGAAAAUUUAAUUUCUAAUGGAAAUGCUGAAAUGGAGUGUUUUGCUGAUAAACAAACAAAAUGGAAGACAGUUGAUAGUAAUACAAUAUUAUUAACUGAAAAAAUUGAAAAUAUAACAGUUAACAAUACAAUUAUUAAUAAGAAUUAUUGGGGAAAUUGUUCAUUUAUCAUUUUAUCUAAAACACAAGUCUAUCAAGAGAUCAAUUUAUAUUCAUAUUCAGUUUUGAUUGAUACCAAUAAUGCUGCAUUUUCUUUCUUAGGUUUUGCUAGUUGUAAUCGAUCUUACUUUGAAAUUAAUAUGUAUCGUUCGGAUGAUAUUUUGCAUGGUUUAAAAACUUAUUCAAAGCCUUGGAAAGAAAUGGAACUAAAUGAUGAUGAACUAAUGCAUGCAUACGGUGAACAUCGACAUUAUUUGUCAGCACGUACACGACGUAUUGAAAUUUAUUUCGGUAUUGAAAAAUCCGAAGAUGAUAUUCCUUGUCAUUUUGACAAUAUUACUUUAACUAUUCAUCAAAAUACAACAAAAUAA